ACUCUGUCAAUACAACUGUCCAAAGAGACACUGAGCUUUCAGCACACAGCCUGCCAGUCCAAAAUGGGGGCUAGCAAAGAUAUAUUUGUGUUACUUUUAUUUAUCCAUUCAGUUCAAGGAGAUAUACUGGAUAACUAUGUGAGAACUGAUGGUGCUUGGAUAUUGGGUCAGAAAAACCAGUUCUACCCAACACUCAACAGAGAAGAAUGUGCUGAGAAAUGUGAAGCUGAACAAAAAUUCAUCUGCAGGUCUUUUUUAUUUGCCAACAAAGAAAAACAGUGCAUUACAUUAGCUGACAACAGCAAAACAACAGUGAUGUUCAGAAGGUCAGAUGUAGUUCUCUUUGAAAAAAGAAUUUACCUUCUUGAAUGUCAGACUGGACGUGGACAAGACUACAGAGGAACUGAAUCCAAAACUCGAAACAAUAUAACAUGCCAAAAAUGGGCAGAGAGGAGCCCUCACAUACCCAAUUAUUCACCGACUGCUAACCCUGGAGCUGGGUUGGAGCAAAACUACUGCAGAAAUCCUGAUAAUGAUGAGAAAGGUCCCUGGUGCUACACAACAGACCACAGAACCAGAUUUGAUUAUUGUAACAUCCCAGAAUGUGAAGAGACGUGUAUGCACUGCAGUGGGGGAAACUAUCAAGGCAAAAUCUCCCAAACUGAAUCUGGAAUUGAAUGCCAAGCCUGGGAUUCUCAGGAACCUCACUCUCAUGGAUAUUAUGCUUCAACUUUUCCAGACAAGGAUCUGAAGAAGAAUUAUUGCCGUAAUCCCGAUGGUGAGCCUCGUCCUUGGUGCUUCACCACCAGUGUGACUAAGCGUUGGGAAUAUUGUAACAUUCCACGCUGCACUACACCCCCACCAACAUCUGGCCCAGGCCGUCAGUGCCUAGAGGGAAAAGGGGAAGACUAUCGAGGCACAAUAGCUGUUACAGUAUCAGGAACUCCGUGCCAAUCCUGGAGUGCCCAAGAACCUCAAAAACAUAGUAGAACUCCUGAGAACUAUCCUUGCAAAAGUUUAGAUGAAAACUACUGUAGAAACCCUGAUGGAGAGACCAUGCCUUGGUGCUACACUACAAAUCCAAGCAAGCGAUGGGAAUACUGCACUAUUCCUAAGUGUCACAGCACAGUAGCACAUACUGAAAUAACUCCCGUUGUUGUUCCUGAACAAGCUGCAGUUGUUGAAGACUGCUAUGAAGGUAUUGGCACAAAUUACCGGGGUACAAUGUCAUCAACCAUCACAGGAAAGAAGUGUCAAACAUGGAGCUCUAUGAGGCCUCAUCGUCACACUAAAACACCAUCUGCAUUUCCACAAGCUGACCUGAGGAGAAACUAUUGCAGAAAUCCAGAUGCUGAUAAAGCACCCUGGUGUUACACUACUGAUCCCAGUACCAGAUGGGAGUUCUGCAACUUACAAAAAUGUACCAGUCCAGGACAGCUACAACUUCAGACAACAAUGACACCAAACCUUGGUAUGGCUUCUUCCCUCAAUGCAGACUGCAAAACUGGUAAUGGUAAAGAGUACCGUGGAAAGAUUGCAGAAACAGCAAGAGGUAAACCUUGCCAAGAAUGGAGUUCACAGACACCUCAUAGGCAUCGGGAUUUCACACCACAAACUCAUCCCAGUUCAGGACUGGAAAAAAAUUACUGCAGAAAUCCAGAUGCUGAUAUUAACGGUCCUUGGUGCUAUACCACAGACCCUGGAAAAACAUGGGACUACUGUGACAUCCCAAGUUGCCCUUCUCCUCAGUUUCAAUGUGGGAAAGCUAAAUAUGAACCAAAUCGGUGUUUUGCAAGGAUUGUUGGUGGAUGUGUUUCAAAACCUCAUUCUUGGCCAUGGCAGAUCAGUCUCAGAACAAGCUUCAAUUUGCACUUCUGUGGAGGCACUUUGAUAGAUCCCCAGUGGGUUCUGACAGCCACUCACUGCUUAGAUCGGUCCCCAAGACCUUCUGCUUACAAAGUGGUACUUGGAUUACACAGGGAGAGAGCUACAGAGCAGUCAGUACAAACUCGUAAUGUUGAAAGAAUGUUCAAGGAACCAAGUGGAGCAGACAUUGCCUUGCUGAAGCUGAGCAGUCCUGUUCAGCUCACCAAUGAAGUAAUUCCUAUAUGCUUGCCUCCCGUCAAUACCGUGGUAGCAGACAGAGCAGAAUGUUUUGUCACAGGAUGGGGUGAAACAAAAGGGACUGGUGGAGAUGGCCUUCUGAAGGAGACUGGCUUCCCUGUCAUUGAAAAUAAAGUGUGUAAUCGGCCUGAAUUUCUGAAUGGGAGAGUCAGAACCACGGAACUCUGUGCUGGCAAUAUUGAUGGCGGUACUGAUAGUUGUCAGGGUGACAGUGGAGGGCCUCUAGUCUGUGAAGAGCACGGAAAAUAUAUCCUGCAGGGAGUUACCUCUUGGGGCCUUGGCUGUGCCCAGCCCAUGAAACCUGGAGUUUAUGUUCGAGUAUCUCGGUUUAUUCCAUGGAUUGAAAGAAUAAUGAAUGAAAACUCAUGAUUUCCUGUUGGAGGCAACAUGUACAAAAAGAGAGAUUCUGGUUGCAAUGUUAUUAAAAAAAAUUACAUGAAAGGAAAAUAAAUAUGUAAAACCCUCAACCAGAAAGCCUUGUUUUCGGUGCCUCCUUUUGGCAUGUUUUGUAUUCUUCAAAACAUGCGCAUCUCGUUAGCAAGAAGCUUGAGCUUGUUGGGUGACAUCCUGCUUUGUUUUAGCUGAAACUCACAUUUCACCAUUUGAUUGAGAGACGUAACCAAUAAAAUAAAUUGUUUUUAUUUACUGUUUCUGAUCCAUCAGACUUAUGUCUAACUUAAAAAGUAAUUAUCCUGUGGGUUGACAAGUGCCUUCAGCUAGUGAUUUUCUCUUUGGCUUUUGAACUGUAUGCUCAGUUACAUGCUUGGCUUCAGUGGGAUAAAGAACUAUUAGUGUGAACUUGGCUGUACACAAAUAUGUCUUAUUUUUCUAGUGACCAUAAUCUUUGAAAUUGCUGCUGUUAUCUGUGUAUUCUCCAAACAGAUCUGCAGCCAGAAAUGUUGAGAAAAACUUAGGGUACUUAAGGGUCUGUGAACAUCUAAAUGGUAAUUGUAUUAAAUAAUAAUAAAACAAUUUAAUUUAAAAUUAAA
Molecule: messenger RNA, 3113 nt
Organism: Sphaerodactylus townsendi
Lineage: Eukaryota; Metazoa; Chordata; Lepidosauria; Squamata; Sphaerodactylidae
Gene: PLG
Product: plasminogen
Exons: 19
Coding region: 64-2493 (809 amino acids)
Biological process (GO): proteolysis
Cellular component (GO): extrinsic component of plasma membrane
Molecular function (GO): serine-type endopeptidase activity; signaling receptor binding
Source: RefSeq, a predicted model, not a curated record